Molecule: messenger RNA, 891 nt
Organism: Capronia epimyces CBS 606.96
Lineage: Eukaryota; Fungi; Ascomycota; Eurotiomycetes; Chaetothyriales; Herpotrichiellaceae
Exons: 1
Coding region: 1-891 (296 amino acids)
Source: RefSeq, a predicted model, not a curated record
AUGGCAAACCCACUCAGAUAUCCUGUCUGGAUAGCUGCAAAGGGUCGCUGUCUCCUCGGCAACAUCGGCAUGAUUCGACCGCCGAGAACCUUCUUUGUGCCUUUGGCAUUUGCGAAGAAGAUCAGAGCUACCGCAUUACCGGUUGACAGAUACCAGGCCGAAAGCCGCCCAGCAGAGGGAGACCCCGACAUCGACUGUGGUGCUCCCUUCUGUUCCGCUGCCUCGCACACGAUGGCCAAACCCUUGACAUACCCUUUCUGGAUGUUCGUGAGGGUUUGGACACUGUUUGGUAGUGACCAAGCUCGUGCGUUGUCUCCGGCAGACGGCCCAAUCGCUCACGUUAACGGUCUAGUUCCCAAACACCUGACUGCUCCUGUCUCAUCUGCAAAAUCUGAGGCCCGAUCAGUUCGUCGUUCGUCGCACUCGGGUUCAUCUGGAGAGCGAAAGGAGGAUGCAUCUGCGGCUACCCUAGGCCACGCCGCUGCUCAACAUAUACCGAUCUCCACCAGCCUCUCGGAGCAUGGACCAGAUGCAUCGGCUCCAGACCUUCCGCCAGGGUUAUCACCACCUGAAUUCAAUAACAGUGAGAAAGUCGGCGGGUACGCUCCCAUACAGCGAGGACCGUCCAAUUCAUCUGCUCCGCACGGGCACCUCAUCCCGUUCACCUUAAUUUAUCGAGCUGCAAUGCUUCCGAUGAAGGCGCUGGGCUGGCCUGUCAGCCCGAAUCCUCUCGUUCCUCGGAUGGGUGCUUUCAGCCUCGAGCAUGAAUGCGGGAACGCUGACGUGGAUGGAGGUGAGACUCUUGUGGAUGGUAAGAAUGCACACGAGUCCUUAGGAUUGGGCAGUGCUUUGAUGAGAAUAUGGGAGGGGGCGAGGGACUCUAUGGUGUAG